GCGGGUGCGGAUAUUCGGUCGCAUUGACGGCCGAGAGCUCGCCACGUCGGUCGGAUCACCACGUAGAUGUUGGCGCCAAUGUAAAUGCCAACGUGGCGGGUCCGUGGGCGUGACGUGUCAUGCCGUUUAUACUCUACCAUUUUGGUUUUGUUUUAGUUGAAUUUAGAGCUUUUGGUUUUUAACCUGCUGUGGCGAGAGGAGGAGUCCAUGGCGCCGCGAUGAGGCCCAGAUCGGCGGGCGGGAGCCAAGAAUCGCGCGGCGGCGGCGGCAUUCCUCGCCGGAUCGGCGUCUUCUUCGCAGGAAUCGGGCGUCGAUUUGGCCGGAUCGGCUGAGAAUCCGCCCCAGGUUUGCUCGGCGCCUCGCAUUCUCGGGGAUUCUCGGCCAUGGAGAAGGAGAAGCUGCUAAGAUCGGGCUCCCUGGCGUCGCAGGCCAUGGCGCCGGGCAGCGUCUUCACAGUAGGGUUGAUUGGCGCCUGGUACUCGUCCAACAUCGGUGUUCUUCUCCUCAACAAGUAUCUCCUCAGCAACUAUGGCUUCAAGUACCCUAUCUUCCUCACGAUGUGCCACAUGACGGCGUGCGCACUCUUCAGCUACAUUGGGAUCGCGUGGCUCAAGCUUGUGCCCAUGCAGGCUAUCAGAUCCAGGACGCAGUUCGUCAAGAUCUCGGCUUUGAGCAUCAUCUUUUGCGCGUCGGUGGUGAGUGGGAACAUCUCGCUGCGCUACCUCCCGGUCUCGUUCAAUCAGGCCGUGGGAGCUACCACCCCCUUCUUCACGGCCGUGUUUGCGUAUCUCAUGACGCUCAAGAGGGAGGCCUGGGUCACGUAUCUUACGCUCGUCCCGGUUGUCACGGGGGUGAUCAUCGCUAGUGGGGGCGAGCCAAGCUUUCAUCUCUAUGGUUUCAUUAUGUGCGUGAGUGCCACUGCUGCCAGAGCGCUCAAGUCGGUAUUGCAGGGAAUUCUCUUGUCCUCCGAGGGGGAGAAGCUCAACUCUAUGAACUUGCUGCUCUACAUGGCACCGAUCGCCGUGGUGCUGCUGCUGCCGGCGACGCUGAUCAUGGAACCCAACGUGGUGGGCAUCACAAUCGCGCUCGCCAGGACAAACUUCUCCAUCAUCGGCUUGCUCCUGGUUAACUCGGCCACCGCUUACUUCGUUAACCUCACUAACUUCCUCGUCACCAAGCACACGAGCGCUUUGACUCUCCAGGUGCUGGGAAAUGCCAAGGGAGCAGUGGCCGUUGUGGUGUCCAUACUUUUGUUCCGGAACCCCGUGUCUGUGGUUGGCAUGGCGGGCUACACACUCACAGUGUUUGGAGUGAUCCUGUACAGCGAAUCUAAGCGUCGGCUCAAGUAGAGAGCACUCUGGGAAGCUACAGAUUUUGAGGGAAGCAAAUUUUUUUUCUUUUUUCUUGGUUCGGACAGAGGGAGACCAAGAUCAUCGAUCAAAACAUUCCAGGCAGCUAAAGAGAUAUAGAUUCACGCGUCUAAAGUUUCUGAGCUCAUUCUCUUGAUCGGAAUUAAUUUGAAAAACUCUACAACUUCAUUGGGCUUAAA
Selaginella moellendorffii is the source of this 1549-nucleotide messenger RNA. Its product is annotated as probable sugar phosphate/phosphate translocator At3g11320. NCBI's taxonomy places the organism in Eukaryota, Viridiplantae, Streptophyta, Lycopodiopsida, Selaginellales, Selaginellaceae. The record is from RefSeq and is a predicted model, not a curated record. Gene Ontology annotation, cellular component: Golgi apparatus. Bases 384 to 1349 code for a protein of 321 amino acids. The transcript has 4 exons. Gene Ontology annotation, molecular function: antiporter activity.